Wallemia mellicola CBS 633.66 is the source of this 572-nucleotide messenger RNA. RefSeq names its product Rhodanese-like protein. Gene Ontology annotation, molecular function: protein tyrosine phosphatase activity. The record is from RefSeq and is a predicted model, not a curated record. Gene Ontology annotation, cellular component: cytoplasm; nucleus. Bases 53 to 538 code for a protein of 161 amino acids. Lineage: Eukaryota; Fungi; Basidiomycota; Wallemiomycetes; Wallemiales; Wallemiaceae. The transcript has a single exon.
CUUUAAAUGAUGUAUUAUCAACAAUAAUGACGAUACCAACAACGUUCAAGAGAUGACAGACGAACACCCCAUCAAUUCGAAAAACUGGUGGCAUGCGUAUGGAGAGCCAAAUACAGCAGUAAAGGAAAUGUCAGUGGAUGAGCUCGCAGGGCUCUACUCGAGCGGCACACCAGGUGUUGAUUUCGUAGUUAUUGACGUUCGAAGAGCAGAUUUGAGUGAAAUCAUACCAGGGGCUAUCAACCUUCCAUCACAAUCACUUCCAGCGACAUUACCGUCUCUGUUACAUUCCCUCAACAACGUCAAGAAGUUCAUAUUCCACUGCAACUCUUGCCAAGGGAGGGGUCCUAGAAGUGCAGGAUGGUUUGCUGAUGCGUUGAAUAAACAUCUAGACCACAUUGGAGCUCACAAUGACACUAAAGAUCGUGUGUAUUUCCUCAAAGGGGGCAUAAAUGCCUGGAAGGACAAGUUUGGCACUGGUGAACUCACUGGUCGCGGGAAAGCCUGGGAUGGGAAGUCACUCUCUACUAUACAAUUGUAAAUAUGAGAUUUAAGAUAUACACCUUCUUAUCAAA